Messenger RNA from Mugil cephalus (flathead mullet), 2903 nucleotides. RefSeq names its product glucosidase 2 subunit beta-like. The record is from RefSeq and is a predicted model, not a curated record. The transcript is spliced from 15 exons. Gene Ontology annotation, biological process: N-glycan processing; liver development. Bases 111 to 1484 code for a protein of 457 amino acids. Gene Ontology annotation, cellular component: glucosidase II complex. Gene Ontology annotation, molecular function: protein binding; calcium ion binding. NCBI's taxonomy places the organism in Eukaryota, Metazoa, Chordata, Actinopteri, Mugiliformes, Mugilidae.
GUCGGACCGUGGCCGGUUUAAAUGCUGAAAGCGUAUAGUGAAUUUGAAAACACCCUUGAGCGGGAUUUCCCGAGGCAGGAGGCGAGGAGUUUACAAUUCCGGCCACUGACAUGCGUCUCCACAUCAUUACCGUAGCCGUCUUUUGGUGUGGUCUUGUGGACUCGCGGAAAAUAAGAGGAAUAUCUUCGUCCUAUAAAAGGUUCUACAGGGAGAGGAAGUCCUUCCUCUGCAUCGAUGGGUCGAAGAUGAUCCCCUUCGAGCAGGUGAAUGACGAUUACUGCGACUGUGAAGAUGGCUCCGAUGAACCAGGCACCUCUGCUUGUCCCCGUGGCCGAUUCUACUGCACCAAUCUGGGAUUCCGCCCACACUACAUCCCAUCUUCACGAGUCAAUGACGGCAUCUGUGAUUGCUGCGACGCGUCAGAUGAAUACAACAGCCACGCUCACUGCCAGAACACUUGCUGGAAUCUGGGACAGAGAGAGAGGGCGUACGUGGAGGGCCAGAUGAGGGCCUUGGACGAGGGUUUGCGACUCAAACAGCAGCUGAUUGAGGAGGGAGUGCUGCUCUGGAGGGAGAAACAGGCCCAGCUCAGAGAGCUUCAGCAGGCAGCAGAAGAUCUACAGAUCAAAUUAGAGGAACACAGGAGGAGGAAACACGAGGCUGACCGACUCAAAGAGCAAACAUUAAAGGCGCUGGAAGCAGGGGACAGCGGUCUCAGACGUCAAAACAUCACGGUCGCCGGCGUUUUCCAGUUACUGGACAGCAAUAAAGAUGGCAGUGUAACGGUGGACGAAGUCAAAGCCAACGUGGCGCUCAUCCACGAUGAGGAGAGGCUUCUCUCUGACGAUGAAGCUCUGGGUUUGUUGGGAGGAGGCCAUCAAAUGGAUCUCACCAAGUUCCGAUACACCCUCUGGGACAUCCUGACGAGAGGAGACAGCGUCAAGAUCAAAGGCCCACAUGGCGCAAUAAGCAGUCUUGUAUCUGAAGAUCCUCACUUACAGGCAGCUGAUAAAGCUGCCGAGUGGGAGGCUACCAAUCUGAAGAAGGUAGAAGAAGCCUAUGAGACAGUCAACAUGGAAAUAAGCGAUCUGCGAAAGCUGCUCGCCAUAGACUACGGAACAGACUGGGAGUUUCUGUUUUUGAACAGCCAGUGUUACAAGCUGAAAGUAUACGAGUAUACUUACACCCUGUGCCCGUUCAAUCAAGUCACACAAAAGAGCACUGCAGGAACAGAGGUCUCGUUAGGGAGGUGGGGGAUGUGGGCAGGGACGCCGAAGAACCAGUACAAUCAGAUGGUGUAUGAGAACGGAGAGCCCUGCUGGCAGGGAGGUUCGCGCAGUACGACAGUCACACUGACAUGCGGAACGGAGACAGCCUUGCGAUCAGUGAAGGAGCCCAGCAAAUGCCAGUACAUCAUGGACUUUCAGACUCCUGUGGCCUGUCAGCCGGUGCUGAAGCAGCGGGGUAUACACAGUGAACUGUGACCCCUCAUCUUACUGGCCUAGCCUAGAAUAACUUGGACCCCACCUCCUCCUUGGCUAGCCUGCAGUGACAGGCCCGGGUCCUGAGGGUCCUCUCAGACAUCUGUGUUGUCAGAACAUAUAUACUUCCAAGAAAGUCUGGCUAAGGUCAGUGUCUGAUUCUCGGCAACACUGCUUCCUACACUGCUUUACUUUGUUACAGUGCUACUUUAUUUGGUGUCAACGUCUGACCAGAGCAUUUACUUGGACACUAGCGUUCUUAACUCCUGCUAAGGGUUAACCUCGGCAGGAUUAAAGCGAGAGUCAUUAAAUUAAUAAAACAAAACUAGAUGAACUGUUGGGUCUAAGGACACUGCUGCUAAUGUAAUCUCUGUUAAAUAACUGCUUUAUUCACAGGCACAAUCAAAGGAGCUCUGCUACAUUAUUAUCGUCUCAAAUCAAAUCUUUCUAGAAGUAAUGUGUGUUUAACUAACAACCAACAAAUAUAAUAUCUGCUAAAACCUGCUGUCCCCAGUAAUUUAAUAAUGGUUUAAAGUCUUGAAUCGAUGUAUUUGUUCCCGUUUGUGUCUUUGUACCACGUCGGUUAUAUAACCUAACAUCCUCUAAGACUUCCGUAAAUAGCUUCAAAUGUAACCUGCUGCCUAACUUUUUUUUUUUUUUUUGUAACGUCUUUGUCUACGUAGCUUUUCCAUCAUUUCAUGCAGCUUACUUUAUAUUAUUAUUGUUAGUCCUCAUAUGCGCUUUUGGGUUUCUUUCACCACUAUUAUUAUUUUCUACAUCCAUUGCUGCAAAGCACUUCAUGCUGAGGCUUUUGGCAUAUAAGGCCUUUUGCCAUGAAAGACACCAGUAUAAUUAAAUGUUAAAUGUACGCUAACAUUAGCAGGAGCAGAGAAAGCCUUCAAGUCAGUGAACUGACUCGGUAAUAGACGGCAGUAUCAGUAAACAUCACAUUAAAUCAAACACAGACGGAACAGUGUCCCUUAAUAGACUCAGACAAGAUAAUUGUUCUUUAUUAAUGUUACUUUGUUACGUUUGUUACUUACGUUCUAACGCGGCGCAGGCUGCUUCUUUUUCUACUGUGGUAAUGGUUUAAAUGUGUUAGUUUGUGUGUUCGAGCAGGGAUAUACACGCAACACGUAUCAGCUCGUUUAUUUAAACCAAAAUAACACGUGUCCUCCAAAUCCCCACAUACGAGCACAUGAAUGGAACAAAACUAGAAGAACUUCCCAAGGAGGAAAUUUCCAUAUUCUUGACUUUUUGCCUUUUCAGUAGGAAAAAAUACGAAGGAAGUCCACCACAUCAUUCAGUAUUGUCCUCUCAGAUGUAUAUUCUAGUACGUUUACAUUUAAAAUCCAAUAAAGUCAAUUGUGUAAAUGAUGUAAUAAAUAUAGUGACAUGUAAUAAACAGUUUCUUCAUUUUAA